UUGCAUUCGGGUGUGCCUGCCAAGUUUAGAUUAGGGGAGACCGGGGCUUGUUGUCACACUUUUUACACUCUUAUAUAUCACUUGUAAUCAAUACAUCGUAUGUAAACAAAAUGUGUACCAGAUGAAAGACCAAAGUCUCACGUAUAUAUUUCAUAUUCACGUCAUUUUCAUAUCUUGUGUCAGUGCAGAGUUAUAAGUAAUCAAAUAGAGAGUCUGAACAUGUGACAUGUUACCCCACCUUUGGGUAAGUUGUCUCACUACAUGGGGUAAGAUGUCACAGUGGAUUUUGUAGCUACUAAAACAAGGACGAAAUUAUAGUUGUUCUCAUUUUUUUUACUUCAAAGUGAACAUCAAAGUCAGGCACAGAAAAUGUUUAUCGAUGAGCUGGAAAAAGUCUUUGAACAAACGUUAACAUAAAAUAUAAUAUAGCAUGCUCUGGAGUUUGGAGAGCUGUCUGACUCUGUAUUUAGGCUGGGGUGAAUGUUUUGCAGUACUGAGCCAAGGUAUGGUAGUUGACAUUAAAGUCCUUUAUUGUCCUCCAGAUUGAUUUAUUAGCUAGGGUCACCUGUCUGACUGCCCUCAACAUCCUGUCAGGUACUACACCGUCACGUUCAGUUUUUCUUUUGUAAUUCCUGACCAUGUUUUCUCACUUUCUCCUCUCCUUUAAACCACUCUUUUUUCUGUAAAAGUAAUAUGAUAAUAUGAAUAAUAUAAAAUUUCAAUAUGACAACUGCUGAUAAGAAGACUCUCUAUGUUGAUUUUUAUCCCUUUUGAACAUGUGACAACUAACCCCAAGAUGACUGAGACAUGUCGCCCCAAACUACCAUGUUUGCUAAUUCUAGCUCUAGCUUAAAGUUAGUUUAAAACAGAACAAUGACUGAGGUAUGACAGGACGCCUUAAUCUGUCCUCUAACAAGUCCACACGUAUCACUGCUAGGAUUUUUAUCUGGAAAAAGCUUAUUUUAAAAAAAUAUAGGGUUACAUUUUUUUACUUUGGGUUGUGCGAAAUGCUUAACUGGCGCUCAUCUCAGCUCACAAUGUGCUCUUCUCUUCUCAGACAGGACACGACCCCUGACCAUGUAAAGGAAGAAAACUAGAAUUCCACUUUUUAGUUGCGCCCUCUGGUGGCAAAGAUAAUUGCAAUGUGACUACUUACUCAUGUGACAACAAGCUCUGGUCUCCCCUAUUUCCAAGUCUUUCAGCUUUCUCUUAAAAAAAUUAAAUGAGAUUGGCUCAUUUCACAGACACAUGACUACUUUAAAAGCUCUCGCUCUCCCCCGCCUCCCUGCCCUGGCUCCAUGUGGAUGACAAUAAUAUUUGGAUGGGGGGCCGGGGCGCCUCCUCCAGUGGCCCAUGAUUCCUAGCAGCGUCCCUUGUGGAGGUAAGGCUUACACAGACAUCUUUCCAUUGGAGGCUUAGCACGUCACAAUGAGGGCGGACAGUGGUGUGGUCCACACAGCCUGUGUCACGAGAGACUGAGGGUGCCGCCUAAAGCGUGGAGACUUAUUGGAUACGUGUUGUUGCUAGGGGCGUGGGCUGUGCUGUUAAAUAAUCCAAUUUCCCCCCCAAACCUGAGAAAAUAAAGAUAAAAUUCAGGAAGACGACAGUGGUUGUAGCUGUGGCAGAUGCGCUGAGGGAGAGAGCGUCCAGUUUCAACCUGAGGGAAAGUGUGCCGCAGUGGCAUAAUCUGAUAAUCCAUCAUGCUGUGAGGGGAAUAAAAUGCACGUGAGGAUGGCUAAAGAAAGGAGGCGUGAAGACGAGCUGAGGUCGCCCUUAUUAAUGGGACUUAACCACAUUUCAACCCGGAACACCUGCAAUUGAUUUGCAUGAACCGGAUCCCGGCUCGGUGCAUGUUUACAUGGAUGACAGCUGCGCACUCCGUCCCGUGACGUGUCUUUGGGGGGGAUUAGCGCGUGGCACUGCCUAAACAUCACGGCCUGUAGUGAUAUAUAUCAGAGGAAAGAUGCUUUUUGUAUAGAGGGGGACUUAUGCAAUGUGGAGGAAAGUGUUUACGUGAGCUUAUAGAGGAUGACAUCAGGCGCGAGUUGAGUCGUAUUGCAGCAAGGUGCACCGGCGCGUGAGGUGGCACGGAGCAUUGCACGCAUCCUCCUCCGACUUGGACGUUUUUUUUGCGGGGAUGCUCUGUAUCCUAAACAAACACGAGGCGUAUAAGGCCAUACGUCCCGAGCUGGGAAACUGCGUCACUGCAUGCGCGAGCUGCAGGUAGGCAGCAAACUCUCCCACCAGCGGGGAGGCGCGUGCUCAUCCUCCUCCCUUGCACCAUGACGCCGGUGUGAGUGUUUAACAAGUUCGCAGGGAUGGAUUCGGCGGAAGAGUCGAGAAAAGAGCCGCCGCUGGGGUCUACGUUCUCUUCAGCGCCGAAUUUAGACUCGGACAUUAAUGCGAAUGCCCGCCGCAGUGCUGUUUAUGAGAACGGGACCGACCACAAUGUCAACAUCCAGAAUGAAGCCCUGCGAGGGGCGAGUGACCCCAGCGCCUACCCGUCCACGGACUACCAGGGGCUCAUCCGCCAGAGGUUCAUCCGCCGGAGUCUCUGGGUGUCAGACUCCGAGGAACAGCCGCUCGACACGGCGGAGUGUGUCAACAGCAGCCCGGUGCUUAACAUCGACCUGCGGACCAUCGUGGACCGCAGUCGGACCCGGGUUUUACACGGAGCCCGUCUCGGCCUCCAGGAGACCUCGAGCGCUGAGAGUCAGGUGGGGUUAAAGGACAACGCCACGGGGAGCGCGAGCACCGACGAGGAGAAAGGGGAGAGGAGAGAGAGCGAGCCCAAGGCAGAGGUCGUGCCCUCAGACGUCACAGGUAAAGCAGGAAGUGAUGAGAACGAAGAGGAGCCCGGGAUGAAGGCGGUGUCCACCUCACCUGGGGGACGCUUCCUCAAGUUUGACAUUGAGCUGGGGAGGGGGUCCUUCAAGACGGUCUACAAAGGUCUGGACACCGACACCUGGGUCGAAGUGGCGUGGUGUGAACUCCAGGUGGGUUUACACAGUCAACAACUGGCCAAUGGUUUCCAUGGCAAUAAGUGAAGUUGUUCUCUCAGAACAGUAAUGGCUGCCUUAAAAGUUAGUGGUCAGCUCUAUUCACAGGUGGGUCUUUUAGGGUGUGUUAAUUUUCUCAUAAAACAAAAUCUACAAUUUAUCCACCAUCUGCUAUUCAUUCAUUUUCUAAUGGUGGGGGAGAGUGGGGUAAGUUGAGCCACCCCCUGUUGCUUGGAAAUGAUCAUGUGACCAAAUAUUUAGGAGAUGGGCAUCAAUUCAUGGAGUCUGUGAAGGUUAGAAACACAUGGGUGAAGGGGUUAGACAUUUAUUUCCCAAUUUAAAAAAAACAAUUUUAACUCUUGAAAGUGAAUUUAGUCUGUCAUAAGUUUUAUUAGAAUUGUGUUCAGACCAAAAAAGAUCAUUUUAAAUUUGUUUUAUACAUCAAUUGUGGUAUCUAUGAGCUACAACAUACCUAACACAAAAGUCCACCAUUUUAGCGUAGAGGACUAAUAAAGUCAUAAUACUAGUUCUGGGGUAAGUUGAGCCAGUGGACCAACUGAGAAAGUAAAGAAGUCUGAUGAGAGGAUCAGGGUUUCAGUUCAGAUUGUUGAAAUUUGUUACUUUUUCUUUUCAAAAAUACAGCUGUGAGUGUUCUGAAUCACUUAAAGACAUUCUCAUGUUAAAAUAGCUUUUUUACAAAACAGCUUUUUAGCAGUUAUAUGCAAUAAUAAUAGCGUAUAAUAGCUAAAAAUACACAUGAAUGUGAAGAAGUGACUGUUAUUUAGGGAGAGAGAAGGUGGGGGAGGGCUGGGGUGGAGAGUUGGGGGGAUAGUAGGGACACCGCUCAACUUACCCUGCUCCUAUGGUCAACUUACCCCAAACACGGGGUAAGUUGACCAUAGGAGACCACUUUUUUUGGAAUGCAAUAUUAUCAAGACAGUUAUGUUUACACUCAUUGUGUUGGUUUGCAGGGAUGCACGACAUCUUGAAAUAUAUGCAGAUACAAAAGUUAGAGACAAAACUAUGACUGCCUUGAUGAUGAAAUAUGAAAAAUGGCUCAUCUUACCCCACUCUCCCCUAUAGGCUGCCUUAAAAGUUAGUGGUCAGACGUAGGCCUAUAGGACGCUAUACCCACACACUCUGUUGGUGCCAGAGACGCCCAGGGCCCAGGUAGACCUGCAAUUGUUAUGGGACAUACAAAGCACUUCAGCGCAAAGUAGUCUCAUCAUCCAACCAUGAAUAUGUAUAGUUGAUAAAUUGCUCAUGAAGUGUCACUUCUGAUAGAUGUAUUAUUAAAGCUAAAUGUUGUCUUUUGUCUUUCCCCUCUGACUAGACACAGUUACUUAUCACUGGCUAAACUGAUCAGCCAGUCAGUAGUUAUGGGCAUUAAUAUGUCCUACGUUCUUAGUAAGUUUUUUGUUAAAGAAGAGCAAUAAUGUUUUUAGUCCUAUUCUUUUCUUAUUUCUUUUAAUGAACUUAUAAAUAUCUAUUCUCUCUGAUGAAGCCAAUGAAAAAAACAUUAAGCUGAUGAGGAGGACUGUUCAGUGUUGUCACAGGGCAAAAUGUAAGGCGGGCAUUCUUGGAGCUCAAUAUUUAUUGUCAGCGGUCACAUUGAACCAGCUCUCCCUCUCAAUUCUCCAGCCAUCAAUAAGAUGUCUACAUUCUCUUUUUCCUCUGACUUUCUCAAAUUUUAGUUCAUUUGGAGUCACUUUGCUCUCUUUAACAGCGUGCAGGCCUUUCGCAUGCUGUCAGCAGAUGAACAGUGGAUGGUGUAAUCUCUCAGAAGUUUAUAUGGGACUUAUUCAAACAUACAGCUUUAUAGCGGUAACAGCUUACUGUGUAUCUAAUAUCUAACUGUGUAUGUAGUAAUCUUAUAAUCAGUUUGGAUAAGAACAGAUUGAUGUAGAGAGAUCUGUAUCAAGGAGUUGCCAGUGUUCGUAUUUAAAACACUAAACAAUAUACUAGAGAAGUAUGCGCUUAUUCUGGGUUCCCAAAUAAAACAUUGCCACAGUCACAUGGUUAAAAAAACACAAAGGCUUUAUUAAGCAGUGAAUGUUUGGACCCAACUUUGUCCUGUCUGCAUCAAUGUACUGGCUGCCUCGUCAACGUAACAUAGUUCAGGCUCGGUCAUUGCUUCAGUAUCAUGAGAACUUUUGAAUUAUAUAAGUUUUGACAACAGGAAGAACAUUUGUGACCACUAGGCACAGCCAGCAUGCAGCAAGGUUUUUAAAGAUUCAUUUUAGUUUCAGCAUGAAUAGAGAUGCUGCUUUUUUUUCUGUCGUCACGCUCUUGCAGCAUUCGUGUUUACUCUGUCAGUCCCAAGGGAAAGAGUAACAAAAAUUACAGCCUGACUCAAUCAGGCCCAGACACUGAAAUAAAUCACUAUAACACUUUACUUAUCUCACAGCUCUUGUUGGCAACAGCUCAUGUAUAGAUUUCAAUCAGCAAAGGAUGGAAGUGAAGUCUGGUUUGCAAAUGUUAGCACAAUAAUAUACAUGUAAUGGGGCUUGUUUGGUUGCGAAGCUUUAAUCAAUCUUUUUCAGGAAUGAACAAAAGUGAGCCCUCAGUCGAUUUUGCACAAGGUAGCUGUCUCCUGGUUACGUCUCAUGAAUCAGCCUCAGUUUGCCGCAAGUUUAACGACCAGAAACUGUCCUGAUAUUUCAAAACUCUUCCAGAUGCUUAAAUGAAAUCAUCCAUGAAUAUGCAGAAGGCAAGCCUAUGUUCGGUGUUUUAUAAUCGUUACAGCAAGUGUAAAUGUGUGUGCGGUUGAAAAAGAGACAUGGUGAUGAUUCAACCGUUCAGUCCCUGGAGGUGAGGCCUUGCCCUUCAGAGCUUUUGUGUCUGUGUGCCUCGCUCAAAGAAAGCCACUGUAACUCAAACAGAGUGUUUGUGUGUGUGUGUGUGUGUGUGUGUGUGUGUGUGUGUGUGUGUGUGUGUGUGUGUGUGUGUGUGUGUGUGUGUGUGUGUGUGUGUGUGUGAGAUUGGGGGGAGGACUAAGCAUGAGACACCAGAAAACAUAGAUGCUAACAGAGUCCUAGAAUCAGAUUUAAGAGAUGCUAGUGUCUGGUGUCGAGCAAACCAGACUGCUCAUCUUGUUACUUAUUCAUCCACUAAACGAUGAUCAAACAUCUGCUGAGCGAGUAGUUUACCAGAGAUAAGCUAAUUCUGCUACAUGAUUCAGUAAAAUACCAAAAUCCUUUACUGCUGUGAGAUCUCAUUUCAAUGUCUGACAUCAUUAUUUAUCUUGUUUGAUUGCUCGGAAAUGAGUCUAAAUGUGGAUUUAAAGCUGUGAAGAUUUAACACAAUGAUGUAUUUUUGAGAGUGAAUCCUGCUGAUGCAGCCCUCUGCACCAACACAGCAAGGCGAGAGGAGAGAGAGGCGAGAGGGAAAGGUUCACUUCAGGACACAGUGUAAGACGCUGAGUGUCUAAUACCCGGCACAAUAAGAGCUGUAUGUUAAAUUGUGUCCUCACUCUUCACACACAAUCGGAUAAAUGAGGUAAUGCUGCUUGUGCAAUUUUAAGUUUUUGCGCAAAAUUAUCUCAAAGGCCAUCAGUUAACGUUUCGUGCCACACCCUGCCUACAUCCUCCCUCUGCAAAGACUUAUCAGUAAUCCAUUAAGUAAGACUCGACUAAGAAUUAAAACAGUCUGUUCAAUAGAGGUUUUUAUUGAGAGUCAGCUUUACGAAUGCAGUUACAGCUGGACUUGUAUCCUUCAAGAUUUAUCAGACUGUGCACUGCAUAGGUGGCCAUGAGCUAUGAAUGAAAUCUGAUUCUCAGGCAUCAGUCAAUAAUCCCUGCUGAGAGAUGUACUGUAGAUUAUUACGGAUGAUUUCGGACAAAUACUGCGUUCACCCUGAUCAUUACAGAUUAAAUGUGUGUAUUCGGACAACAGCAGAGCAAAUCUGGAGGUCGUGCAGCAUUUGUCGUGGCCGAGGCGGUCUGCUCGUAUCUGCCAUGCUGACUGGAGAGAAACAGAAAUGUAGAGGAUGUUUCGUUGUCAGCUCUUUCACUAUUUAUACAACAGUUCAGGGGAGGCAGGGGCCAUAAUAUUGAUUGAGUAUACAUAGAUUCACUCAGGCUUGCACACCCAAAGAUGUACCAUUUGAACUCUGGAGAAAUGUGUACAGUAAAUUUGUUGUAGAUAUGUAGGUUUUUUUUUCAUGCUCUGACCUCAUAAGCUCUGACAACAGCACACUUACACAUCAGAGCUGUACUUGAAUCUUUGUUUUGUCUGAGUCCAGAUCACGACACAAGAUGAUACAAGGAUUAUAUUUAAUCAAACUAUGUAGUCCAGAUUCCCCUGGUAGUUGUAAGUGCUUCAGUGCUGCGUGUUUUAGACACAGUUGUGAUAUAAAGAUAGUUCAGACCCCCAUGUUUACCCACCAGAAAUGCCAUGUUUGUGUUCACUUCACAGAUGAGCCAGGUCAGUUCUGACUGAGCUUCACUCCUGAUUGAAAACCAGGAAGCUGAACAUGUAUUAUACAGCUUCUGUUGCCGCUUAAUUCCAAUAAAACAUCGACUGAUAGCCCCUUUCCCUCCACAGCCCACCCAAAGUUGUUAAAUCUGGAUGAAAUUGAUCACUGCCGCAGUGUCUCCUCCGAUAAGGCUCCUGCAUAAUGAAGAAAUAAUGAGUGGAUGACCUUGGAAGUCAUUAUUUCUCAUCUUGGAGAACUGAUUGUCUUCUUCAUUUACCCCAGGAACGAAAACUUUCCAAAGCUGAGAGACAGAGGUUCAAAGAGGAGGCAGAGAUGUUGAAAGCGCUGCAGCACCCCAACAUUGUGCGGUUCUACGACUUCUGGGAGUCACCUGUGAAAGGAAAGAAGUGUAUUGUACUGGUGACGGAGCUAAUGACCUCAGGGACGCUAAAAACGUGAGUCAGUACGAAUUUUAUUUUUUUCUGGGGUUAUCUUUCCUGGCAAGGUUUUGACCGCUUGGUUUGCUAAAAGGUCAAAGACAGUAAUAGCCAUUAGACUGACUACAUCAUGGGUAUCCAGUUUCACACCAAUUGACUCACAUAAUUGCAAGUAAAUGAAAUGCUGUGUGGAACCUGAAGCUCAAAUAUGUUAUUCAUUAAACAAGAAAUUUAUUUUUACUUGCGCCUUUUUCUCCCCCUGAAACUUCAUUAUUUGAGAAAAAUAAAUAAUCCAACAUCAGACUGGCUAAAGAAAGAAAAAAACCUCUCAAGCAGCCAGUUUGAGGAGAUUAGUUUGCGAGUAGAAGAGUCAUUGGGGAUUCAUAUUGACUGUGUGUUUGCAGCCUAAUUAAGCAACAACAUUUCAACAGACUAACAGCUCAUUGGAAAGUCUGGGAGAGAGCAGAUCUUAAUUGCUAGUUUGUCUUUUUUCUUUAAAGGUGUUUUUAAAAAAGAGUAUAGCUACCCGGUGACAACCGACACGUCUCCUCUGUGGUGUUUUUUUCUCCCUAUAGCUAUCUGAAGCGCUUUAAGGUGAUGAAGCCCAAAGUUCUCAGGAGCUGGUGCAGACAGAUCCUCAAAGGCCUCCAUUUCCUCCACACAAGGGCUCCUCCCAUCAUCCACAGAGACCUCAAGUGUGACAACAUCUUCAUCACUGGUCCUACAGGCUCAGUGAAGAUAGGAGACCUGGGCCUAGCAACGCUGAAGAGGGCCUCCUUUGCUAAAAGUGUUAUUGGUUAGUCAACAGCCCAAGAACUCACAUUAUUUUUUAGAUUUAAUGACCCACCAUACUAUAAUACCUCUAGGGCACUUGGUAAAAGUGGUAACAAGUAUUCAAACAGCACUGACAUAUGUUUUUUUUUAUAGGUUAACAUAGGAAAAAAAGUUACAUGUAUAUACAGAACAACAAAUAAUUAUUUAUUCCUAUGUUAUUUCUUUGUAACGUGAUCUAUCAGAGUCAAAGAUGUACUCUUCUUUUAUGAGUUUUAACUCUCGCUGGAAUGUCUCCCCAUCAAAGUCAGUAAUGACUUUAUCUAAAUCUUAUCUUUGAUAGUUUUCAAGCAGAGAAACUCGGUUUAUCUUCGACCAUCAAAAGCCUAUUUUAACACAGUUUAGUGGACUGUCCUGUCAGUCUGUUAAAUUUCUACAGACUAUCCAAAAGCUUUAUUUCUCUAUGCUCUUAUCCAUCAAUUAGGUGAUGGAGGGAUUAUUGGUUCCAUGAUUUAGCAUCUUCGUUGAAUUUCAUCCUCGACACUGGUAUCGAUCCAGCUGAAAUAGGACAAAGAACUGCAAACUAAAUCCGAGAAUCUAAUUUAUCUCCCUCUCUUACAUUUCAUUCUGCAGGCACUCCCGAGUUCAUGGCCCCGGAGAUGUACGAGGAACACUAUGAUGAGGCUGUGGAUGUCUACGCCUUUGGGAUGUGCAUGCUGGAGAUGGCCACCUCAGAGUACCCCUACUCUGAAUGUCAAAACGCAGCUCAGAUCUACCGCAAAGUCACCAGUGUGAGUCCACAUUCAGAGAUGGUCAUACCUCCAAGUGCCAUCUCAACUGUCACAGUUUGAGUGGGGGAUUGGGAAAUAGACUUGAGUUGCCAGAUAAUCAUAUACUUUAAAAUAAAUAAUCUAUAAUAAUAGAUAAAAUAAAUAAAAAAUAUAUAUAUACUUUAAAAUAAAUGUUGCCAAGCAGUAUUUCAAGUCCUCCAAUCUUAUACUUUGUCUAAAAAAGAGACGUUUACAAUCAACAGAUGGAAAAUUAGGAUAAGAUGUUCCUUUAAUCGUCCCACAGGGGGAAAUUCAAAAUUUACAGCAGCAUACAGACAAACAAAGAGAAAUUAAAGUACAAAGAAACUUAAAGUUAAGUUAAGGAAAAAGAAAAGAUAUGUACGAGUCAUAUUUACAUAUGUACAGAAUAUAAAUAAUGAUAUGGUUUAUUGCGUGCUGAGGUUUCUGUUGUGGAGUCUGACGGCUGCAGGAAGGAAUACCCUGCGAUACCUCUCCGUCACACACUUCAGGUGGAGCAUCCAAUAACAAAUUAAAGUUAUAUAUACUUUUGUAGAAACUUUAAAGUUCUUCUCUUUUAUUCUGUAGCAGCAAAUGUGGUUACAAAGUGACGUUAAUGAGAUAUCACUAAAUGUCGUCGCCAUUUGGGAUAAUACAAAGCAACUAAUUGUCAUUUAAAUAGGCAUUUAAAUUCAGGCUAAUGGUCUAGUAUAAAGGUAACAGUUUCUUUAACACGGAGUCUGUGGAUCAAUAAUUUCAAACGUGAGCUAGCACUUGCAGAGCUAGCAGUACCAGCCUUCCUUGCAGGUUAAGAUCCUCUAUGCAUCGCUCCAUCAUCUGUCUUAUUACCACUGAACUGUACUGCUCAACUAUGAGAUACCAUCAGUGUUUGCUCACAUCCAGCCAGCCGAGCAUCGUCGAAUUAUGCCAGUAAUAUAAACUGUAGCUACAACUGUGGUGGCAGAUGGUUGCGCUACAGCUUUGCCACAUCAUGAGAUUGCAUUUUGGGCCUUAAUGAUAAAAAAUAUUGAUAACCCUUCCAUCUGAUUGGUACUUUUUGGUCUUAUGUUACAGCUAAGUUUUUCCUGUUAUUUGUCUUAUUCUUUGUGCAGUCAUAUGUUGGGUAUUUAUUGUAAUAAUGACAUAGCAAAUUAUCAUAUAAACAGUUUUGCGAACAGUCUGAUCGAUGAAUUUAUUUUUUCACAUAACUUUAGUCCUCUUGUGUCUAGAAGUAAAUGUGUUUCGGUCUGUCUGUCUGUGACAUUUUUGCUUUUGCAGACUGUACCCUCUUCCUCUUUGUCAGAAGUACUGCUUUACCAAGUGUGUCUUUUGGAGAGCUGUGACAUGUUGUUGGUUUGUUUUGCAGGGGGUGAAACCUGCCAGCUACAGCAAAGUCAGUGACCCAGAAAUUAAGGAAAUAAUCGGGGAAUGUAUUUGUCACAGAUGGGAGGAAAGGUAAAUGGACCGGGAUCUUUGACAGUGUCUUGUGGUUUGUGACAGAGCUUGUUUGUCAGCACAGGUUCACCCUUUUCUCUGAACUGUGUUGUUUUGCUUUUGUCACUGUGCUGUGACGUUGGCACCAGUAUUAUGCUCUGGCAUGGCUGAUGUUUCUGUGGGUUUGGAUUUUACUGUCACAGUGACCUUUCAUGCUGGCUAGUACAGUAACUCAGGUUUGUGUGUUUCCUGCAGGUACUCCAUCAAAGACCUCCUGAAUCAUGCAUUCUUUGCUGAGGAUACAGGCGUGAGGGUGGAGCUCAAUGAGGAAGACGAUGGGAAGAAAGCCUCCAUUGCUCUUAAGUUGUGGGUAGAAGAUCCUAAAAAGCUAAAGGGGAAGUACAAAGACACUGGAGCUAUUGAGUUCACCUUUGACUUGGUGAAUGAGGUCCCAGAGGUGGUUGCUCAGGAAAUGGUAAGAAAAAAAUCUGGAUCACUAAAAGAAUCCCAAUAUUUUGUAAAUAUAAAUGUUUCCUUUUGAGUUUUGCUUUCAGUGUUUCUAGCCAAACGGCACUUAAGUGCCACAGGCUGGCUCCAGCUGUUGUCAAGAUCUCUGUCUUGGGAAAUAUUCAUUUUCGAUCUGCUCACAGGUGUAUGAUAAACCCGAUGACACUUCAAACUUGUCCCAAUUCACUGCAGGAGGAGAACUAAGCAGCAAGUAACCAUAGCAACAAGGCUUCUGCCUUGUGCUCCAGUCGUCUCCUGUGAAACUGUCGAGAGGAAAACUUAAAGUAUAAAGAAAAUAAAGGAUGGUGUCAGAGAUUUAAUACACCGGGUUCCCUUUGAUAGUGAUCAGAAAAUAAGCUGACAUACCUGUAGUACUGUUUCCUGUUAUUUUAUUGUGUUUUUAUUGUGUUUAAGCGAAGCUAGAAAAAGUAGCGAAUCAGGUUUAUUUUCUCUCAGAUGAUGAGACGCCUUAAUGAAAGCAAGUAGCUCCAACCUUCCACUGGAAACUACCACGCCCUAAAUACUGAGUAAAUAUGUACUUUGAUCCUUGCUAUGACUGUAAUGGUUGAGCUGUGUAAAACUCAUACUCUACAUUUGUCAUAAAGACAUAAGUUAUGGAGAUAAAAACUUUUUUUGGGCUAUACAGUACGGCACUUUGCAGCUGCUGUGAAGAACUUUUGGUUUUUGCUGAAUCAGAAAAUUCAAUCUAAAGAAGUGGCCAUUUCUUGUUGCUAUGUAGGUCAUGAAGAGGCAUCAGAAGAAGAGUGACACUACAUCAGAAACUGUUCAAACUCCUCAUAGUGGCUUGAAAUAAUAUUUUCUUUUCCUGUUUUCUAAUGUCAGUGGUGUUGACUGUAGAGACUCUUUGGUUUGGAAAAUGUCAACAAAGGCUGUUUUAGCAGGAGAGCUGUAACUUCUUUACUCUGACAUGAUAGAUCAGUACAUGGAGAUGAUCGGUUUUGUAGCUGAUGGUCUUGUUUGCUGCUUUUGGUCAUGUAAAGGCAUCAAUGAUAAUGUCAUUCAUUUAUUACCAGCUCUAAACUUCUAACUGAAGUUUUAUCGUUGAGGUCUAUGGGGGAUUUCUCACCUCUGGAGUCAAUCUCAUCUGACCAUUCCAGGAACUUUUUUACAGCCUCAGACUGCAGUUUGGUUAUUACUAGGGGUGUCCUGAUACAACCUUUUCACUUUUGAUACAAUAUUGAUAUUGGAGUCUUCAGUAUUGGCCGAUAUUGAUCCAAUAUUGGCACAGACUUGCGCUGAGUUUUUCACUCAGCUGCAACGUCUUUUUCAGACUUAAACAUGAAAGACUGCCAGACAGGCAACAUCACUCCUACUUCUUGUUACUUUGUUAGUACCUAAGUACACACUGUUGUUGUGAUUAUGUGGGCUGUACAUGCUGGAUCAGGGCGCUGCUAGAUAGAGGUGCUGGAGCAGAGUCUGGAAUGGACGGCUUGUAUCAGAGUGCUGAUAUUGGAGUUUAGAUGCAGGCCGAUAUAAUACGAUAUUCAUUUUUUGUGCUGAUAUUCUAUAUCCGAUAUCGGGACAUCCCUCUGUACAGUAUCAUUAUGCUGCGUAAGUUAUGUGGAGUUGAUUUGCUAAAGUAAAGCCAUCUUUUGUGUGGAGGUCAGCCUCAUGACCCUUUAAUUAGGUGUAAUGUAACAGGAAGCUGGUCAGUGGUCAUGUCACUAAUGAUAUAUUUGAGGCAUUAACUGUAUUGAUUGAAACAAGAGUAACUGAUCAGUUGAUCUCAGACAGAGUCUUAGGACAGCUCUUUAUGGUUCAGGGAAAGCAAAAAUGAAAAUGUAUUGAUUCUUUGACACUGGAUUUGUUGAUAAAAACUGUGACUUAUCUCUGUCUUUUAGGUGGAGUCAGGUUUUUUCCUGGACUGCGAUGUUAAGAUAGUUGGGAAAUCCAUACGGGAUCGUGUGGCACUCAUCAAAUGGAGGAGGGAGCGCACCGUCUCGUCAGGAAAUGGAGAGUCAGCUCCCAAGAAGACGCAGCAGAACCUACUGCAGGUGCCCAGUUCAGGUGUACCAGAGCCCUCCACGUUAUCCUCAACGGACUACGAGGACCAAGAGCUUGAGCAGCAGACCCUGAUCUGCACCAUGCCAGGCACCACGUCUACCACAUGUGAGAAGAUGCAGCUAGAAGCACAUAUAAAUGAUUUAACCUUAGUCUCUGGUAAAGAUCUGGGCGAGCAGUGAUUAAAAAUGUUCAAAGUGAGGUUUGUGAAUCGAGGUGUAAGUGUCUGAGCUAAAACGAGACAUCACAAAGCCUCUACAUUUGAAUCUGAUGCUUCUCCUCUUCUUCCCCUUCCCCGUGAAUCACAGCAAAUAAUAAUUUCCCAUUCAUCUUCUUGUUACAGCUGACAGUGGAGUGAGCUCUGCAAUGCAAUUAGAUGAUCUCAACAAUCAGCAAAAUGGCACCUACCAGUCCCUUCCAGAGCCCAUUUCCUCAGCUCAGAUGAUCUACAGUCCUCCUGCACAGGCAGACCCUCAGCUGCACCAGGUGCCCUACCAGCAACCCACAGCACAGGCUCCCCAGGAAAACUACACACAUCUAUCCGCUCAGUUACACCAGGGGGCCUACCAGCAAACCACAGGUCACCUGCAUCCUGGGGCCUAUCAACAACCUACAUCCCAACUGCACCAGGGGCCUUUCCAGUCUCAAACAGUGAGUAAAACCUGUUUUUGUUGUUGUUUAUAUUCUUCGUUUUUUCUUUUUGCUUUCUAGAAUAACUUUUUUCUUACUCAAAUCUCUCCAGCGUCACAACAGUGAGCCCUUUGAACACCGUGACAUCCAGCUUAUAUCUGAGUGCAGAGUUUGUUUUAGGCGUGGGAGCUCUUUGCUGGUUGAAAUCUUACACUGUAGGAGACACUCCCUCAAUAAGACAACCAACCAAAACCUGAAUCUGUGUCCAUCUCAGACCCAGACGUCAAUAAAAAACACAAAAACGUCAGUGCAGUCUUCAGACCUCCUGUCCUCAAACUUGCCCCAGACUCUCCCGUUAUUAUCUCCUUUCCUGCCCCCACAUCAACACUCUCAUCAUGACUCAGCGAGUAAUUUCAAUUCACCUCCCUUUCCUUCAAAUUUACAACCUCCCUCCCAGCCAUUUCGCCUCUGCAAUGCUUGUGCGUCUCUCCUCCUGAGGGACAGGACAAAGGAAGAUGGAUCUUUGAGACACACACAUGAAUGCUCUUUUUCCACAUCCGCACCCACACCUCUUCAACUUGCUCGGUCUCUUCCGGCCAUACUGACUCCUUGUUUGACGUCAACCUCUCCCCACUCAUCGAACAAUCACGUAACCCAGGUGGCUCCAACAAUGUGUCUUUCCUCCUCAUCAGGAAGUUUAUUUAAGAGUGGAGAUCUUACCUUUCUUGACCAGUGUCUUCACCACAUUGUCAGUCGCAGGAUUAGCUCCCCUACUCUCCCUGCUCAUCAUAUCACAGACAGCGACAGAGAGGCAGGGGGUAAAACACCAUCAAUAUUUCAGCAUAGAGACAGGAAAAGGAGUCUGGAUGCCUCACUCUGCACUAGACCUAAUAUGGACGGGACUCUGCUGUUUCCACCGUAUGACAGUGAGGGCAAACGAGACCCACCGGUAGGUCAGAGAGGAAGGUGUCAUGUAGGCUAAAUGCACCCUUAGCAGCUCUUAUUAUUCUGCCAGCAGCUUUCCUCCUCCAGCAACAGACAGUGACAAAGGCAGCAAGUCCUACCUAAUCAGAUAUGAGCUUAGGCUGUGUUUGAAAUGAGUUCAGCUGUAACUAAGCUGCAGAGUGUGGCAGUGAAAGGAAUAUUGUGCCUGCACAGUUUUGGCUUUGUUGCUUGUGAAUCAUUAAUACCAAACUUCCCUUUUACUACUUUGGUUUGCCUUAUCCUCGCCUGCCAAAGAAUUGUCCAUCUUGCUUUUCACCUACCCCUGCCUUUUCACGUCAAACUGUUCAUUUCAACCUUGAGCCUGAUUCAUAGAAGCAAAAUAACACACCAUUAUGUCACAUUAUCUUUCCAGACAGUUUCAGCUCCAGCUACGCCGGUCCCUGCACUGCACCAGAGUAGACAGACAGCACAGAGCUUCCCGGCCGCAGCUCCGACUUUACAGCCACAGCUUACUGCCCAGCCCAGCCAGGAGCAGGUACUGCGUACAUCCAGCUGCACUAAAAAUAAUCAAAAGCUUUGUACAGGGCCAAAAGCUUCAGCCCCUCCAGAGCUGCCUUCCAUGUUGGUAUAAGCAUGUUUUUCUGUGCAGGCUGCGCUGGUCGGAACUUAACAUAUUUUCCUUUCUGUUGACUUAGCGUGUCUGGAAUGCGGUAUAGCUACAGUAUGUGUAAACUGUAUUAAGACUGGGCAGCUGUAUACUUAUAGUAAUUACAGCUCCAGUGCUUGUUUGGCUCUCAGAAUGACUAUUUGGGUCAUGAACACUAAAUGUGAAGUAGUAAAUAUUCCAGGCAGAAAAUUCAUGUGCAGUUCAAAGACGUCUCUCAUCUGAAAACACUGUAUUUAGGAGGUGUGUGUAGGUUUAAGUGUGCUUUAAAAGGUCUCAUCAUGCGCUUUUAUAUUCACAGUAUGUAUAUGUGUUUGUGUUGUGUGUGUGGAUGCAAAUGUAUAUUCAUGUUUUUGUGCUUCCUUCAUAUUUAUUUGUCAUCCCACUAGAACCAUUUCCAGCCAGCAGCAGUUCGACCGCAGGUAUAGCCAUCACCUCUUAUAGGUUAAUACAGGAAUCAGUGUUUACAUGUCAAACCACACAGGGUCACUCAGUCGCAAACCUGCCUCGCAGCCCACUCUCAUGAAGGCGGCUCCCAGACUUAAACAUCUUGACAAAAUCAAAUUCCCACACUCCAAAAAUGAAAAAUAAAAGUGUUUGAUUUCUUUUUUUUAGGUUUUAUCGACUGAGCAGACCACCUCUCAUCUGAGUCCUCCUGACAUGGCAACCAGUUUUGCGCAGACAGUCUCCAGCGCUCCUCCUCCUCCGCUCCUGCCUCUGCAGAUUAGUACACAGGUAUGUUCUGGCAGUGAGAGAAAGUCCAAAUCAAACCAAAGUAGAGAGAGAAUUUCUAAUAACCUGCUAUGGCAAGGUAAAUUUAUGCGUAUUGCAAAUUUCACCUCACACAAAGAAAAGAAAGAGCCGAGAAAAAGUUCUCAAACAAAUAGCAAAUUAAAAAGUGAAGAUGUUGAUAAAAUACAGAGUGCAUAAAUUAACUAAAAAUUAAAUUAAUAUCAGGAGCAAUUUAAGAACCUUUAAAAGAGAUUCAAAUGUAUGUAGACCAAAGAAUAAGAGCAAAUUAAAAGUACGUAAAGUACGUAAAGUAAGUCCAUUCAAGGGCAUGGAAAAACAGAGAGGUCUCUCACCUGGAUUAAAAAAUGAUCGGGUCACUCAUUCAGGGCCUGUGUGAAUGCUUUUUUCUCUCCACUGGUUGUCUUGCUUUGUUUGUUUUAUAUCAUUUUCCCCUUUUCUUUCCCAGUUUUCCUCCCCAUAUCCUGUUGUUCAAACAGGAGGCAUCAACCCUGCUUCCUUCCCCCCAGGUCCUCUGCCUUGUGCCUACAGCAGCAGUGGCCCUCCUAUGUCUAGCCCUCGCUUCUCACCUUCACCGCAGCACCCCUCCCUUCCUCUGACCCCUCACGCUUCCUUUCCCGCCGCACCCUCACUCGGCACCCCUCAGACCCCUCUGUCCACACCUCAGCACGUGCCCAGUAUGGCACUCCAUAUCCCACUACUCACAAUGACCAUGCCCACUGCAGUCCCCCAGCAGCAGGGCGGCCCUCCCACAUCUCAGGCAAACCUUGGUAGCUUCCAUACUGCACAUCCUUUACCUCUCGCCCAGGUACAACCCACCCCAUACCCCGUCCCCCACCCUGAGCAGGAACUGGCUGAGCAGCCUGUCCAGGUGAAUAUGUAGUAUUAAAGUUGCAAUGUGUGCAUUUUGUUGGAGUACUGCAUGACAGGCAUGCGUUCAGGGUUUAGUGGGAGUAGUAAUAUUUGUGUUUGACUACAAACUGUUCCUAAAAUUGUUUUUUUUUUUUUAGGUACCAGCUUCAGUACAGCCUGUGCUGCCUGCUGUUCAGACUUCUCUCUGGGGAGGUGGAGUAGAUACAGAGUCGAAAACAAAUGUCCAGGAUUUACCAGGACUACCACCAAGAACAGCUUCAGUCUCAGACUCAAUCACAGUCUCAGCCGCUGAAAAAACUGGAGCUCAAGCCCCAGCACAAAACCAACAAGUCCGAAUUACUGAGACCUCGGUUUCAAGCAUUGCUAAACCUCUAACCCCAGCCCCCAUGCAAGUCCCGAUGGCAGCCCAAGCUCUCAUCACAGAUACGGUUCAAGCACCAGUCUGUGUAUCAGACCCGGCUAUUGAGCCAACAAAAGGCCCGCUCUCUAGCUCAGACACAUCUGGCUUAGCCUCAGGCCCGGUCCCUGUCCAAUCAGCAACCAGUGCCAAAGCUCCAGCUUCUGUCGCAGCUUCAGCCCCGGCUCCAGCUCUGCAGCCUGAUGGCACUCAGACUGCAGGCUCAGUGUCUGAGUGUGCCAGCCUGGCACCGACUCAGCAAAACCUGGAGUCCACCUCAUCCACAUCCAGCACUUUUCAACAGGAGCCCUGUGUUGAGGUACUGAUCCAGAAAAAGUUAGACUGUGCUAUCAUUACAUCAUUAUAAUGAACAAAUAUGUUUUUACCCAGAUGCAUUUUUAGUAAAAGUUAUUAAUCAUACUGCAUUGGUGAGUAGGAAAGCUGUAGAUCAGCGGAUACGUCUGUUAACAAGCUAACAUUGUCCUGUCAGAGAUGUGUCAGUGUACUCACAGUGUUUGCUGAACAUUUUCAGGGAACAGAACAUAUCAGAAAAGAAAACAGUGCUUAACAUUUAUCAGAAAGUUGUCUCUGUCAUUGAUCCAACUCUAGUGUUUACUGUGUCUUUGACACUGUCUGCAGCACAUGCAGAAUCGCACCAUAGUGCAGCAAUAGGUUGGCUGACAAAGCCCAAAAAAAUUAAUAUCUUUUAGAUAUUUAGUUAAUACAGUAUUUUUUGUUUGGGGCAAAUCAGGAGCUAAGCAUGUGAGUUAUAUGAAAGUUUUCAUCUCAGCUCCAAAAAUGUACAAAAUCAGCAGCUGUAUAUUGUGCAGUCUGUGGUUAUUCCUUUGAAACGGUGUCUGUAUGAGCUCAAAAACCCUAUUUUAACCAUGCUUUAAGACAGCAUGUUUAAGUCAUGCCCUUCAAAAACAUUCACAUCAGUUAUAUGCCCACACUAAAAUGACCCCUCACUGCCUAUAUUACAAUGACUGAGGUCAUCUAACUAUAUCACAUUUGAUCCUCUGUCUGUUUUCAGGAUGUUCUGCAGGACAAGCCUGUAUCUUUACCCAGUUUUGCAUAUGACAGGUUUGUUUGAGUUUUCACCCACAUAUCUUCAUAGAUAUUCUCUUCUCUUUGAAAAAUGUGACACCAUCCAAGUAAUUAGAAAGUUCUUUCAACUUUCCCUUUUAUAGUCUCAACUCUGAUGUAGCAUCUGGUAAGGAAACAAGUGACGGCUACGACAGCUUGGUGAGUGCAGGGAAGGGGGAUGGAAAACCCAGGAAACACCACCGCAAGUCUGCCCGAACACGCUCCCGACAGGAGAAGACCAGCAAACCCAAACUGAGCAUGCUCAAUGUGAGCCGUGAUGUUAUUUGUAAGGAUAGAUAGUAUAUCUUCUUGAAAUCUUGCUGUGUCUGAUGGUAUCCUCUGACCCCUCAGGUUUGCAACACUGGAGAUAAAAUGGUUGAAUGCCAGCUGGAGACUCACAACCAUAAAAUGGUGACAUUUAAAUUUGAUCUGGACGGAGAUGCUCCAGAGGAAAUUGCUACUUACAUGGUUGGUUCAACCUGAUGCGGUUUUGCGGCUUUUGCAAUUUGUUGGCCAUAUUGAUAACAGUGGUUAACAUAUUGUAAAACUUUAUGCCUGCAGGUAGAGAAUGGCUUCAUCCUGCUGCUGGAGAAGGAGAUGUUUAUCGACCAGCUGAAGGAUAUCGUGGAUAAAGCUGAGGACAUGCUGAACGAGGACAUGGAGGGUGAACGGGCCUCUACUUUGAGUCGUAGUCCUCAGCAAGGCCUCAUUUCUGAGGGGCUCGUAGGGGAGGUAAAGUACCUACACACUGUAUACAGAAACAUACCACAUGCUGGUACAGAGAUUUAGACAUGAACUGAAUGGCUCCAGAUAAAUAGAAACAGAGGGAUGAGUGCGCAUUGACUUCGAUCUUUCUGUCCCACUGCAGAGUCAGCAGCCUGGAGCACCUCAGCCCGUCUAUCAGCAGAAUGGUAAAACUGUUAUCUCAUUUUAACAUGUCUCAAUAUAUAUAUACUCUGCAUGUUUUAAGUUUAUUUAUAAGAGAGUGCUAACUGUCUGAACUCUGGGGUCACAGUUCUCCACACAGGAAAGAGAUGGUUCAUAAUCUGCCCCGUUGAGGAGACACCCGCAUCCAGCCAGGACACUCCGUCUGAUGGAACAACCACACAGUCUCCUGGGAGUUCAACCACCACCCAGCCAGCUGACAGCGGCACAGCAAGGCCGUCCACGUCCAGAGGUGACUUUCGUUUCUUCAGAAGAAUGAAACAAUAGCACCACCUUGUGGCAUUUAAACAGACAUCUGACAAACCCCUACUGCAUGCAGGUUCCAUGAAAAGAAGUGACGUAUAAAAGUUGAUCCAGUUUUAAAUUGUAAAACCAUCAUUUGUUUUUAAUCUCUCAUUUGUCCUUUACCAGAAGAGGGGUCAUCCUCCACGAUGUCUGGAGGAAGUGGAGGCUUCACCUAUGACGUGUAUGGAUUCUGUAGUCCUCCAAUCAUGUCCAACACAGACCCUCUGCUCUUUGCCACUCUGUCGCCCCCUGUGUCUGCUCCCCCCACCCUCCAAUCAGUGUCAUCAGCGGAGCCUGCAGGUACCGCGGUGCAGCCCAGCGUUCAUCAGGCACAGCCAGUCAGAGCCCAGACUUCGUCCCCACAUACAGCUUUCCCAGUCGAGGAGUCACAGGGAUCCCCUAUGGGCUCCGUCUCCCCAAUCCACGCAGUUCUGAAGCUUCCUGAAAUGACUUGUCCCGUGUCAAUGGCAGAUGAGGUGCCCUGCUGCCCCCUGGUCAUGCCACUGUCACUGGAUGUGAGUGGUCUACAGGCAGGGUCUCCUCUCACUCCUCUUCCACUCCAGGAAUCCGGUUCAGCCAAAGAGCCGCUUUCGGUCUCUUACACAUCAGCUGCACGGAGCGAGCGCCCACAGCAGCCUGUGGUGCUCCACCAGCCUUUUUCCAGUGUUGGGGGGACCAAAGCACCCUCACUACCCCAGAGCCCAGCCCCGUCUCAGCAUGGUGCUGGGCCAGCCGAGACAGAGGGGGAAGGACGACUGGGCCGCGGCGGCUUUGUGGACAGCACUAUAAAAACACUUGAUGAGAAACUAAGGAACUUGCUUUACCAGGAAUACGCCCCGAUGUAUCCAUCAGGCAGUGCUGCAGAGACCCCCGGCUCCGGUACCGAGUACAUCCAGUCUCCUCCUGGUCCAGACAGCGCCACAGGAGGGUCAGGAAACAGCACCCCAGGACCCAUGGGGGAGGGACGCUACAGGGCAGGAGAACAGCUGGUAAGACUUAUAAGUAUCUCAUUAUUUAACUGUUUACAUGUUUGUGUUUGUUUUCACAAACAGCAGCUGAUAAAAAAAAAAUCAUGAAACAAAGUUUGUUAGCCUGUGUCUCUGAACUUUGGAGUUAUAUUGAACAAUUGUCCUCAACAGGUUUUUAAAUGUCCAAUCUGUCCCAUUAAGAGCAUCUGGAGUAAUCCUCACCGCAGUUUGUUCAUAUAUGAGUUUAGGUUUUGCACCGGGCAAAAUAUUUUUCCCAUUUAGAGCUGUGAAUUAUGUGUAAUUAAAUGGUUUUGUUUUUAAAGGUUAUGCCAGUUUUUCACAAGAAACGCUCAAGAGCACAAGAAACUGCAAACAUGUCACAUUUAGUGCUUAUUUUAAAUCAACUUUUCUUUACAGUGGAGGCAAUGUUAGCAGCAGUAAUUGCUGAAAUUAACACAUUUCGUUGAAGAACUUUUGUUGUUUGAUGCUAAGGAACACUUUGAAGUUUUAAGAGUGAUUUUAUGACAAACUGGGCAGCCUAAGUUUAACCCAUGUACUGUUAGAUAUUGUGAUAGAUAAUUGGUGGGACAUCAGCACCAAUAUUCAGUCUGAAAAAAUCUAACAAGUGCAUGAUCAAUGGUGUUUGUGAAGCUGAUCUUUGACUGUUCUGCAUCUCCUUUCCCGUCACCUCAAACAGCCUCAAAUCCCGGAGAGGAUGGAUAGUUUAAGCACGCUGAGUGACUCAGCAGUAUGUGGUAUGUACAGCAUUCACUUAUCAGUGACACAAGACCAGCACCAUUACCAUCAAACUAAAGUUUCUGUUAGCUUUUUACUGCAGCGCUGAAGUCUUCAUUUUGUUAAAUGUUGCAGCAUCCCUGUCAAGACGUCAUGUUCCUCACUCUGCUUCCUGCUCUGGAACAAGAGGCCGAUUUAAGGUACCAAAGAGAAACUUUUUCAGGUUUGAAGGGAAAGAGGGGUUUCCUAGUUGCUGUUGUUGAACUGGAUUUAUUUUUUUUGUUUUGUUUUGUUUUUCAGAUAAUCUCUGUUCCCCCAGAGGUGGCCAACAGACGCGAUGUGAAACAAAGGAGCUGGAGCAGCGCUGCCUCCCCGGCACAUCCUGCUGAAUACAUUGAAGACCUCGCUCAGGCUGAAGCCAUGGCUGUCUCCACCACAAUUGGCCGUUUCUCUGUGAUAAGCACAGAAGACGAUAUAACACAGAGGACACGCUGCAGCCGCUACUCAGCCCCUCCAGAUUUCUACCUGGACACGCCUCCUUCCAUGGCCAAGCGGGGCUCCCUGCCUCGUGCUUUGACUUCGAACUCCGUCCCUGUGGAUGUCACGGUCCACGCUCGCUUCCUCUCCUCAGACUCUGGGGCUGAGAGCAGCCCCGCUAAGAUGGCUUCUGCCACCCCGUCUCGACAUACUCGCUCUGAGCGCAGAGGGAGCGACCUCAUGAAGAGGGCAGUAGCCUUCCUCCGUCGCUCAGGGCGCAGCAGCAGCUUGCAGAGCUCUGACUCACCGAGCAGGCAUGGAGGCGUGCCUGGUUCGGCCUAUGCCAGCAGUGAUAAUGACUCUGAGAUGGAGGAUUCAGACAUGAAGAGGGAACUACAGAGACUCAGGGAGAAGUUAGUACAGACACCAGUUUGUCUUUUACUUUAUUAAGUGUAUAUAACCAUUAGAAUAUUUAGUGACAAGAUGUACUUCUGCCUCUCUUUCCUCAGACAUCUGAGAGAAAUCUCUGAGCUGCAGGCCAACCAACGAGGGGAAGUGGAGCUGCUGUAUCGUCGUCUUGGUAAAGCUCCUCCUGCUGGCUUGGGUCUGUCACACGUUGCACCACAAACUGGCCGCAGGAAAAGGUCCAGCAAGCACAGACUGAAGCCCGGCAAACUUCUCAGUCCUCUGGUUCAACAGUUUAGAAACGUCACCACCAAAUCAAGUGACUCUAGCAAAUCCAGUGAGCAACUUGUCACAAACUCCGCAGUCGAACAUAAAACGAUGACAGCAGGAGCACUAAAUGUAUUAUUCUGCUGAUUGUGUGUGUUUUCAGACGCCGCGACGGGAGCGGGCGAGCCUGCCGUAAGUUUAAAUGGCUCUCCAGCUAAAGCAUCUUUCCCCACACAUGGCAGGGCACGUUCUUGCACCAGCCACCUGCCCAGUUCCACCUCAGAGCCGGUUCAGACUCAGCAGCCCUGUUCUCUAAAAGGGUCUUUGUCAUCUGAUAAUAUUUACGCUGGUCCACAUGGAGAUGGCACCGGCACACAAGCUCCUGUUGGACAAGGUGACCACCAGCAGUACACUACGUAUCAUCUUAUUAGCGUAACAGUCUUUGAUAAAUUGCCUGUGAACAUCUCCGUAGAGAACUAGUUUAAAGGUCCCCUAUUAUGGAAUUUUUUAAUCAAGUUUAAAUCGGUCCCAGAGGUCCCACAAUUGAAGUUUGAAGUUUGUUGUCUAAAACUCUAGUUUAUUUGUGUAUAACAUCCAGUCUGUACCCCCCCUCUUUUUGGGCUCCACUGAGAACGGGCUGAUUCUGCGCCUGUACCUUUAAAUGAUAAUCAGCUGUGUGUAAACAUCUUCCUCCCCAAGGCCACUCUGAGCUGCCAGCACCACCGCAGUGGUCCAGGAGCAGUGGUCUGGAGAUCUUCUGAGGAUCUCUUCAGAGGACCUCCAGACCACUGUGGCUCGAAGCACCAGGCUGCCCCGGCGCCCCCGAGAAACACCCGCUGCUCACAGGAAUAAAAGUAAAUAGAAGCGAGUCUGAAGACAAAUACCAACGAUGGUAAACACACACGAUUGCAGCCAAAGCACUAGUCAUACAGGUAAAGAAACAUAAAAUGGUGAAACUUACAGCUUCCAUGUUUGAAGUUAGGUCCCUGACACGGACAGUCGGUACAGAUCCAGGUUUUAUCUUCAGCUUCUUUGCGAAUUCUGCUUUGAACUGCCCCUUGUUGGUAAAACAGUCUGUAGUGAAAUGGUUAGCACCAUAGACUGUAUAUAAGAUGGACACCCUGGUUCCGCCUUCCGCCUGUAUAUGGAUUUGAAGCCAAAAAGCUCUCGGUAAUUCCGGGUUUUUCUCCACUUCCUUGAAACCAGAGCUGUGCAGUAGCGUUGUGCGCAUUCGGCCGCGCAGUCGCCGAGAGUCCCUGUGAUGACGCUCGGCUCAAACAGCGUAUCCCCCUGGAGAGCUACGCAAUCCCUGAACGCCCAUAGGCUGUAUCAGGUGUCAAUCAUAGAACAUGAACCCCUAAUAACUUUUAAAAACGGAGCUUCACAGAAAAAAGAGGACUUGAGCACAAACCAGUCUUACAGUAACUACAUGUCAACAUCACAAGCAGGGGGGAGAAAAAAUUGUGUUUUGUGUAAUAAAUUUCUAAAGUUUGUCCACAGCGCCAUAAGCUUUGCUGGCGGAGGUGGGAUUUAUGACCUGUACUGCAGCCCACCAUCAGAGGGUGCUGUUCUCGGAGUGGCUUCACCCAGCGAGGAGGCAGACUCUGUCCAUCUUAUAUGCAGUCUAUGGUUAGCACACAUAUACAACAUUUUCGGAAUUGUUGUGGGUUCAUUUCCAUCAAAAAUAAAAUUAACCCACUGGGUCCUCAAAUCUUCAGACGAAGGAAGCAGAAAUAGACUCCUGUCUUCGUUUGUGCAGCCAAGAACCAAGCAGCGGCUGGGUCGUAGCUUCGGCAUGGUUGCUGUAGCGGAGCGGUGUAUGCGAGGGGGAGAAAAUAGCGGACGCUACCUGAGCGAAGAUGUUUUAGAGGGCUGGGCUAAUGAUUAUCGGGGGCGCUGCCACCAACAUUUAGGAGGGGCUUAAGCGGUUAUGUCGUCAUAACCACACAGCUUUUCCACUCUCCUGUUUGCGCGCAUGUUUUCAGAAAGGAGGGGAUUUGAGGGGAUGCAUAUUAUUGGUAGAAAACCACCCAACAGUGGAUUUUUCAUAAUAGGGGACCUUUAAAAAGCACCUUUUUCUGCUGUAAUGAACUUUUAAACAGAUGUGUGCCCUGCUUACCCUGGUGACUUCUUCCUUCUUUGGUUGUACUUCUCUACAGGCUGGUCUAAUUACCCUCAAACAUCUGAGAGAGUGACCAAUAAAUCGAGUAGCAAGCCGCGAGCUAGAUUUCUCAGUGGGCCUGUGUCUUUGUCUAUCUGUUUGUAUCCUCUCUCUUCCAGCAUAGCUUCACUUUUUGGUUUUCCAUACUUUAUAUUUCCGUGGUUUAACCUCACUGAUAUCUUUUCUUUUCUGUCUUCGCCAAACUAUUCUCCAACACAUUUCUUUUGCUCCGCAUUGUCUCUGUCACUUAUCGCCCCGAUCUGGUAUUUUUGCUCAUACAGAAAUAUGUUGCUUAUUCAAACCGUUGAAGGGUGAAAUUUAUUGUGAAGAAAUUGAGAUUUUGAUUAAUUGAAUGAUUUCUUUUUCAAGUUUCAGACAUAACUUUGUUUAAAGAAAGUAGCUCUAUUUAAUAUUUCAUAAUUUUGAAACUUUCAUCUGAAGAGAUGUCUUGUUUUACAAGUUUGAGGUUUGGAUAAUCAAGGUUGCCUUCAAUAGUAAUGAGCAUCGUCUUACAUUUCAAGUGUGUUAUUUGCAUACAUACAUUCACAUUUUUGUAACUUAUUCACCUGGCAUUCUGGAGAAAUUGACUUUUGCAUGCAGCUUGCACCCAAACCUGACUUCUUAUCUCUGAUCUUUUCUCAAUCUCUUUCUCUCAUCUUUUGCUCUCUUCCUUCUUCUUCUCUAUUUCUUGAACUCUCUCACUCUAAAUUUUGAUCUCCACCUGGACCAACUGCAUGUUUCCGUGGAGAAAGCACUGCCUUGUUUCAGGGGACUGAUUGCAUUGCUACUUUACUUUCAGUUUGGUCUUUUGUUUUGUGGCAAUCUAUAGUAGCUUUGCUUUGCACUGCAUCCUGUAAUUCAUCAUUAUUAUCUGAUAAUGGACCAGCUUUUUCGGCUUAAAGUCUGCUGUGUCUUACAGGGACAACGCUGAAGCGACUGUGUCUCGGCAAAGAACGUGGCAGCAGUAUGUAGAAAAACAGAGCUUGUUAAAAAUCUAUUAUUUUAAUUUGUAUGUCUGUAUGAAAAUCAUGCCAUAAUAUGUGUUCAUUCAUUCACUCUCAGGGUCUGGAGCCAGCUCAGGGGCUUCCAAUCAACAACCACCCAUGGGUGCCACGCCUCCUCCUCACCAGCCAGUGAUGGGACUGGCUCAGGCUCAGGCGAACAACAGCAACAAUAAAACAGCCACAUAUUCGGGUCAUUCUGCACGUGAAAAUGAAAUCAACCUGCCAGAGGAUCUGCAGCGGCUGAUGGAGGACUGGGCCCAGGAGGUCCUUAUCGUCACCCACCGGCCGGAGACGGACUCUCUGAGCAUCAGUGGGCAGCAGCUUUGGGAUCAUGUUGUGCCUCGGACACAAGAGCAACUGGCCAGUGGUUCAAAUGUUAGUUUCAUAAGAGUUAAAAACAAGUUUUGGUGAAUGAUGAACCGGUGGGUAAAAGUAUGAGGUCAUUUAAAGGUGGGUCCGGCAGGAAUCCGUUAAAGAAGCAUCUUUUUUGUGGUGUAUUUACAAAAAAGAUUUUAAUAUCAGUCAAUAGCUAUUAGUUAUUAAUGACAUUUGGUAAUAUAACAAUAUCGCUGUGUUUCGUUAUGUCUGUGUAGUCAACAUUUUGAAUUUUUUGAGCGCUCUGCUCUUUCUGACUGUAAACAAAGCCAUUCUCCGCCUCCUUGACGUGAUUGGUUGUGAGGCAGACGCUGCUCCCCGUGUUGUGAGGCACACUCCACGUCCUCGAAUAACGUUCAUGAGCCCAAACAAAGUUAGCGUGCUACAAUAUCGGACAGUAGAAACCAACCAGAAAGUAUGGAAAUUUUUCUGAAUCCUCCUUUGGCCACGACUGCCAACACAAACAAGAAUAGGAAGUAAAUACCAGAGACUUUGGCAGAAUAACGGGCGCUUAAAAUGCUGGGAAAGAGCUAAAAAGCCGGGUCAACAUAGCAUGAACGAUGGGGAACUCUUCGGGAUCUUACGGACCCUGUAACCUUUCUGCUGGACAGGUAAACCGCUUUAACAAAGUAAGCCAAAUGUAGCAGAAGUGUUUCUUGUCAAAUGGACCUGCUGCAUGUUGAAGCACCACUAAACUGUUGACCUCGGGUCCAGGAAUAUGUCACUUUAUCCUAGUUGUAGAAGUUCUGCAAACAUUGUGUUUGCUGGUAGUCUGUUGGCAUCUAAAGUAGCACCAAUGCUGUUUACUUUCACGUUGAAUGGACCCCAUUUGUAAUCAUCUGAAGUAUUUAUCUGCAUUAUAUCUGAAUUUAAUUGAAACGAUAGGAGCAAGCAGGAGUGUCUGUUUGUGGGCGGGGCUUACUGGAGCAGAGAAGGAGGGGAGAGGAGGAGCUGAGGGGAAAACUGGUUAGGAGGGGUAGUGUUUACAUUCAAGAUUUCUCCCGAAAACUGGCACUUCCUCAGAUCCUGCCUACCCCACCUUUAACUCUUAAACAGGAACUUUUAGAGGCACAGCGAGGAGCUUAGUAACAACAUUAUUACAGCAUUCAACUUUGACCCCAGAGGAAAUAAGCUGCUGCAUGAAUAAUUUGAAUAAUAUCACAUCAUUGUUGGUAUUUUGUACAUGCAGGAAAUCACUGUUUCAAAGUUAAACAUCGUCUCCCUUUUGUUUCUUUCUCAGGUAUCAUCAUGGACAGCCCCCGGUCCAGAGGCCUGCAGUCUCCACCUGUCAUGGUUGGACAGCCCAGGGUCAACAAUGACUUGUCCCUCCACAGGGCCUCAUACUAAUUAUCAGCUGACCUCCCCCUCUCCGUUCAGGGCAAUGUCCUCACAUGUCUCUAUUGGUCAGUGGCCUGGGUUUCUGUCCCCUCUUCAUCCAGGAGUCUUCGCCUUUCCUGCUUUGCCCUCAACCCAGGAAUCCCCCAGCCCCAUGCCAGCUCCGUCAUAUCAGCCCCCUGACCCCAAAGCAAGGACUCUCUAAUCUGAGUAGCAUUGUGUCUUCCACUUCUUUUACCAAAAAGAAAUCUCAUUAUAGGUCUAGUCAAUCUUCUGUGCAUAUACUGUAUAUAUUUAACCAGCAUGAAUUCAUGUACAUAUUUGUCCCCGUUCAUGACUUUCAUGCAUUUGUUUCAUUUGCAUCAACAUACCUCAUGUCCAUAUUAUAAUACAAAAUCCUUGAGUGCAGUGUAACGAUAGUAGUACAUUAAAAGAUGUAUACUUAGCCCAGUUGGGUUUAAAAAUGCAGAUUUUUGUCAUUGCUUAUAUAUGUACCUCUCAACUCAUUGAAUGUACAUACUGGACUGUUCAUUUAUGCUGUGUUUAUAGAAGUCUGUGUUGCUCAUAUCACCCUAUUUAUUAGCUGCCCUGUGUAUAUAUGAAUUCCAGUUAGUCUGUACAUAGGAGCUCCUGUGUCUGUACAGGUAACAUUAGAUUAAUUCAUAGGUUGGUGCUGCAGAUGUGUAACACCCUAUUAGCUAUUAUCAUGCUGUCACUGUGAAGACUUAACAUCCUGGUCACUAGGACCAGCUGCUUUUUUCUGCUCUCUGUCCGAGGAUAGGUUUCAUUCUUCAUCGAUGAAAUGCUUCCAGCACAAGCGCUUGAAAUAAUCCUUAAGAGAUUUGAAUGAACUUGAACUUUAUCUUCAGGUGAAGGAACACCUGCGAGAGUGCCUUGAAUAUCAGUUUCAAUUUUAUGAAGAAAAGCAUUUAGAUUCAAAGCAGACACUAGAUAUUGUGUAUAUGCAUUCACUUUCAAAGGUAAACUAUUUGAUUUGAUUAAUGAAUGUGGACUGAGACAUAUUUGAUUUAGCAGCAAACAUAUUUAAACACGAUAAUAAUCCGGACGUGUUGCAGAUCAUGAGAUAUCACAGAUUGUAAAGAACACUUGUGGGUUCACCCUCUCCACCUGCACCACCGCCUGCAUGAAUACACUGAUAUUCUGAAUGUGCUCAGGUUGAUGUGGUGAGUUACAGGAAAUCGUUCAGAGAAAAAUGACAAUGGAACCAAACAACAAGGAGGGCUUAAGGACUCAACCUAUGAGUCAAAAUCAUGAUCAUACCAUACCUCGACUAAUGCAAUCUGUAGCUUUACAUAUUGUUGCCUUGUGGUUUUAAAGAGAUUACUGUGCGGAUGGCUGUCGUUUGAUAAACAUGGAUGAUAUGAGGAUGUAACAGGCACAUGAAGAUUGUGAAUCACUGGGAGGCCACUGUUGUUUGUAUGAUGCAUAGGUUUUCUAAAUCUUGUUUAUUAGAUAAACAUAAUGCUUAUUGUAGAUGCAAUGGCUGACUUAAUUUAAUGAUCUCCAGGAAACAUCACGCUAACCAAUGUUUGAGUCAUUUCAAAGUAACACUGUCACUUUGUUUUUUCUUUCUUUCUUUUAUAACGUACCUGACUCCCCCUUAAUCGUGUGUUGAAUGCAUCAGUCGCCUUGUGUUUUCUGCAAAACCAAGCAAUGGCAAAAAUCUAUGUAGUCAAGUUUACGGAACUAAAAGAGCUGUUGUGUAAGAUUAACUCAGUGCUGCUUAUCAUGAUACAUCCUGAAGAUAACAAAACCAUUGUUUUGACACAUCAGCACCCUGUAUUCUCCCAACUUGUGACCCUUUCAAUACAGUUAAAGGCUGAUGCAGCAAUUUCACAAAAGACUGAUUAUAAAAGUAAACCAGGAAGGCUUGAACUACAUUAUACCAAAAAUACAAUUCAGGAGUAUUUUUGAGAAUAUUUUCCGUCAGAGCUACAGAAGACAGAUCAGGAAGGAGUUAAAAGUACAACUUUGUAAAAUGAGUGGAUUGUUCCUCAAAAAUCCUUCUAUGUUUGCACAAAGUGACAAUCUUUUGACUCAAACUGAAUUGUAGAAGUUUUUCCAUGAUAACAUUGAGGACUUUUUUUUUUCUUGAAAUCAUCUCCUAUGCAGCUGUUUUUAAUGUACGUUUCACAUCAACCCCUGUCUUCAGUCUCUUCAGUGCUUGCAAUGAAAGCUUGGUGUAUGGUUGCUUUUGCCUGCUGUAUCACUUGUUCUCUUCCAUUUCCCAACCUUGUCUAAAUGAUACUCAUCCACAAAAGCUGUACAUACUUGAAGUCAGAAAUAAUAAAUUCAUUUUUGCUUGACACCAUACAA
Xyrichtys novacula (pearly razorfish) is the source of this 30014-nucleotide messenger RNA. Lineage: Eukaryota; Metazoa; Chordata; Actinopteri; Labriformes; Labridae. The record is from the annotation of a GenBank genome assembly.